CGCACGAUCCUAUAGCCUACGCGCGCGUCCCACCCGUGGGUCGUGCGCGCCGCGGUUCCUGCGGAAUUCAGGGGUCUGUGGUCGGACGGACGACUCUCGCAUAGCGAAUAAUGAACAACAAAUUUGACGCUCUUAAAGAUGAUGACAGUGGGGACCACGAUCAGGACCAAGGCUCACAGAAAGACUGUGAGAAGGAAAAAAAUGGCAAUGACGACAAGGACCAAAACACUGCCAAGAAGAAGAUUGCUGUUCCAGGAGUAGGGGAGCACCCCCUCCAGUAUAACUACUCUUUCUGGUACUCCAGACGCACCCCUGGCCGCCCUGCCAGCACCCAGAGCUAUGAAUCCAACAUCAGACAGAUUGGCAGCUUUGCCUCGGUGGAGCAGUUCUGGCGAUUCUACAGUCACAUGAUACGUCCUGGCGACCUGACGGGCCACAGCGACUUCCACCUUUUCAAGGAGGGCAUAAAACCCAUGUGGGAGGACGAUGCUAAUAAGCAAGGUGGGAAGUGGAUCAUCCGACUGAGGAAGGGGCUGGCGUCUCGCUGCUGGGAGAACCUGAUCCUGGCCAUGCUGGGGGAACAGUUCAUGGUGGGGGAGGAGAUAUGUGGCGCUGUGGUGUCUGUACGCUUCCAGGAGGACAUCAUCUCCAUCUGGAACAAAACAGCCAGUGACCAGGCCACCACAGCCCGGAUAAGAGACACUCUACGCAGGGUCCUCAACCUGCCCCCAAACACCAUCAUGGAGUACAAGACACACACCGACAGCAUUAAGGCCUGGGAGGACUUCCAUGGGUUGGUCAACCCUGCUGGUGGUCGCUAGUGACCUUCCAAGGCUUUGUGUGUCUUGCGGCUGAAGUCUGGAGGAAAAAUAACUGUAAGGACCAGCACUGUUUCACACGGAAAGAGAGAUUUAAUUUAACUGAAAAGAAAAUGUAUUCCACCGAACAAAGAACCAAGCUGUUGGUUGGGCAAAGAAGACGACAAACAAGCGGAUGUGCCUGUCAAUCAGAUGCACCAUGAGUGGAUGUCUGUCUAUGAGCUGCACUGUCCCUCAACUGCCACCAGGUGGAGACUGUGUGACGAGCUGUUGGUGAUGGGCCAAUGACUGUUUACUGGAGAAUCUUAACAGAAUAUGAAACUAAACCAUUGCCAUAUAUAGGUAUACUGUAUAUUCGUCAUUGUGUAAUACAAUCAAAGUUCCCUUUGGUAGAGUUUUAAAUGUACAGCAGAGAAAAUGUAUCAGGUUUUUUUCCAACUCUGAAGAAAAACAUUGUUGCAGGUGGAAGUUAUUUUAUUAUAGUGCAGUAUUUUAACUACAAUUCCUCUAGUCAUUUAAACUAGAACUUAUUGUUGCAUACAAAAUAUAUUUCUAGAAAACAACUGUCCUUUUGAGAAAUCUCUUUACUUAAUGAAAAUUGAAAACUUGAUUCUUUACCCUUUGACCCGGAUGUUUUCAACCCAGAGGAUGGAGAACCAUCCUAAAGGAGGACUGUGGGUAAUGUGAAACAGCCUCUUUAGAAUGGACUGCCUAGCUGCCUAUAUCACUGUGCCUGGCUUUGAGCCUGACCCAAGAUUACUGUUACAUAAGUUUGUGGUGAAACAUUCAAACCAUUUUUCAAGACAUUUACAACACUAUAAAAAUGUUGUCUCAAUGGUCUAAAAAGCAACUUUAUCUGUUACGUAGCUAAUUUCUCUAGCGAGGAGUGGUGGACUGUUAAACAGCUUGGCUUGACAAUGCCAACGGAUUAAAUGUACAGACCCAGUGUUCAGGCUAGAAUGGUUACCCCCGCUAUAAUAUCUCCCUAGACCCUGAACACCACUCCCUCACUAUUUAGUGCUAGAGAACAGAGACUGAUCCCAGGUCAGAUCCUUCCAACCUACCUGUUGAUAUAUUGCCUCGGAUUGGGUGGGUCAUGCUGGAAAAUGGUGUGUGUCAAAACGAGGAAAGUACUGUCUGAUGGAUUAUAGCAAUAAAUGUUGAUUAUGCAUCUGCUGCUAAA
Molecule: messenger RNA, 2001 nt
Organism: Esox lucius (northern pike)
Lineage: Eukaryota; Metazoa; Chordata; Actinopteri; Esociformes; Esocidae
Gene: eif4e2
Product: eukaryotic translation initiation factor 4E family member 2
Exons: 8
Coding region: 111-821 (236 amino acids)
Biological process (GO): translational initiation
Cellular component (GO): cytoplasm; eukaryotic translation initiation factor 4F complex
Molecular function (GO): translation initiation factor activity; RNA 7-methylguanosine cap binding
Source: RefSeq, a predicted model, not a curated record